GAUCUCACAUAGUAGCAAUCUUCGCUAUUAUCGUUUUCCUCGCAUACUCGAGCAGCAAGUUCUAGUUCUCUGAUACAAUCGAUGGCCAGAAAGAAAAAAGAAGAACAGGAGGUCUUUCAAGUUGAGGUCAUCACCAAGGCGCGUGUCGGUGAUGAAGGCGAAUGGGAGUAUUAUGUCAAGUGGGCGGGUUAUGAUUCGGACUCCAACAGCUGGGAACCUCAGGGAAAUGUCGAGGGCUGCGCGAGGUUGUUAAGGAGCUUCUGGGACCAUAUCGGCAAUGACGAUAAAGAUUGGCCCAUUGGCUACCACUGCAGCGCCGAAGAUUCAUGGAUAGAAAAAGAAAAGAGAUCUUUUGCGAUGGAGUUCGGCCGGCAGGAGGCAGAAGAAGCCAGAAGGAAGAAAGCUGCAAGACGGAGCAAAAACAAGGAGAGACAAAAUAGAGAGAGACAAACUAACACACCCUCAAUAGAGAGUGAUGCCGAUGAUUCAGACGCUUUAGAAGAUGUACCUCUCGCGAAUUCACAUCCUGUUGGGAAAAAGCGCAAAACAGUAGUGCUAAGCGAUGAGUCCGGGAAUAGUUCAGACGAGCGUCCAAUAAAAACAUCAAAAAUACGA
Molecule: messenger RNA, 615 nt
Organism: Serpula lacrymans var. lacrymans S7.9
Lineage: Eukaryota; Fungi; Basidiomycota; Agaricomycetes; Boletales; Serpulaceae
Exons: 8
Biological process (GO): chromatin organization; negative regulation of transcription by RNA polymerase II
Cellular component (GO): pericentric heterochromatin
Molecular function (GO): chromatin binding
Source: RefSeq, a predicted model, not a curated record